AUGACUCCUGGAGAAACCAUUUCUGUGAGUUCCGCCAGUAUCAAAGGUGCCAUGGCCUUUGAAGUUUCAGAACUAGAGGCGAUGGAAAUUGCUUCUUCCGAAGCUUCAUGUUCUCUUACCUUCUACGAAGAGCUGGUUAACAGAAAUAGAGAUCAGUCUGUCUCUGACUACAUUGUAAUGUUCUUCUGGUUUGUUACUGCUGGUGAAGUACGAACUCGUGCAGAGUUCUUCAAACCUUUUAUAACAGGAUUAUCAAACUCAACGGUUGAUCAGGUUUGUGCACACUUUAUAAAAUAUUCUAUAGAAAGCUUUGAAUCCCCCAUGAUGCUUUUUUUUAUCGUAGUUCUGCAAGACAUCGAUUAGGUUUGGAAUUAAAUGGAAUUUAGUGUUAUGGUUUGUGUUAGUUGCGGUGAAGUGAUUGACAUUAGUUUGAGUUGCG
Messenger RNA from Brassica oleracea var. oleracea, 439 nucleotides. Its product is annotated as ubiquitin thioesterase otubain-like. The coding region runs from base 1 to 363 and encodes 120 amino acids. The transcript has 4 exons. The record is from RefSeq and is a predicted model, not a curated record. Lineage: Eukaryota; Viridiplantae; Streptophyta; Magnoliopsida; Brassicales; Brassicaceae.